GCAUCCGUCAAAGGGGCAUGUGGUUGGUGGAAGGCGGCACUUGUGGAAGACAUGUCGUUGUCGUACAGCAGUGUUCAUACCUUUGUGCACGAGAUCGGGCACUUACUCGGAGCACACCAUGACGGAUCCGUACUUAACGGAAGGAAGCCAUACGAGGCAGACCCUAGCGCGUGCUCUCCGCAAGAGAAGCAUAUUAUGACACCCCUCUUGACCAACGGAAUGCAGGCGAGCUUCUCCUAUUGCACUGUCUUGCAGUUUGUACAGUUUAUGCUAAGCCCAGCCGGACAAUGUCUAACGAAGACUACAAUAAGGAAGACAAGAAACGUUACUUACGACGAUGUUAAUAAAACAAGACCUACUCUCGAUGAAUUCUGUGAACGUCGGUACCGUGAUGUACAAGGCGCUUUUUACAAAGAACCUCCGGACAACCUCCCACACUACAAGCUCGAACACUGUAUGAUUACUUGUAGUUCCUUAACGAUUCCUGGAAAGCUAGCAGUCUACGAUGCGCCAGACGGCACUCCGUGCGAUAGAAGCGCUCCGCGCAAGAUGUGCAUAAACACACACUGUCAUCUUCUUAAGGAAAAACGUAUGGAUACAUUUCUAUAUAAUUUGACUGUGUCCGUCUUGUAAAGUAACUGAAU
Molecule: messenger RNA, 644 nt
Organism: Rhipicephalus microplus (southern cattle tick)
Lineage: Eukaryota; Metazoa; Arthropoda; Arachnida; Ixodida; Ixodidae
Product: venom metalloproteinase BumaMPs1-like
Biological process (GO): membrane protein ectodomain proteolysis
Molecular function (GO): metalloendopeptidase activity
Source: RefSeq, a predicted model, not a curated record